This is a messenger RNA of Myiozetetes cayanensis, 538 nucleotides long. RefSeq names its product sentan, cilia apical structure protein (gene SNTN). Bases 95 to 538 code for a protein of 147 amino acids. The transcript has 4 exons. Gene Ontology annotation, molecular function: transition metal ion binding. The record is from RefSeq and is a predicted model, not a curated record. Lineage: Eukaryota; Metazoa; Chordata; Aves; Passeriformes; Tyrannidae.
GCUGCAGGCAGGUUGCUGCCACAGGGCAGAGCUUGAAUCCACCUGUUUGCUAUUACUCGAGUUGCUUGGAGAUCAUAAACACCCUGGUCUCGAGAUGUGUGGCUGCAGAGCAAGCAUUCCCAGCACGGAGCAGCGCUCAGUCAAUCAGCCAGCUCCUGCUUCCACCAAAAAAAGCCCUUUGUCUGCUGCAGGCAUGCCCAAGGGCAUACCCAUAGCCAAGCAGCUGGCAUCAAUAAAAGCUCUAGGAAAAGGCUCAGACCUUGAAAAAGCUUUUGCUACAGUGGCUUUGGUGUAUAACAACAAUGCUGACACUGAGGGCAAGCUCAGCAGAGCUGAAACCAAGAGCUUGCUGCAAACCCAGUUUUGGCACUUCAUACAGGGCCAAGAAAACAAACCAAAAUACCAGGAGAUAAUUUCUGACUUGGAUGAGGAGCCAGAGAACAAAAUUGAUUUUGAAGAUUUCAUGAUGACAUUAGUCAUGCUCACUCUUAUGUCUGACCUCCUGCAGGAGAUCAAAAACGUGAAAACCACAAAAUGA